This is a messenger RNA of Mercenaria mercenaria, 8630 nucleotides long. RefSeq names its product apoptosis regulatory protein Siva-like. The record is from RefSeq and is a predicted model, not a curated record. Gene Ontology annotation, molecular function: CD27 receptor binding. NCBI's taxonomy places the organism in Eukaryota, Metazoa, Mollusca, Bivalvia, Venerida, Veneridae. The transcript has 4 exons. The coding region runs from base 97 to 639 and encodes 180 amino acids. Gene Ontology annotation, biological process: extrinsic apoptotic signaling pathway.
CUUGCGCAGAAAAUCCGGAAGUUUAUUUAAUCGCGGGCUUUGUUUACAAUUAUUUUUCUGUGAAAAAAGUGUUUUUUACUGUAGAGACAGCUUGUCAUGCCUAAAAGAAGAAAUCCUUUCGGAGAAUGUUCACCACUUCAACUAAAGCAACACGUAGGCGUCAAAGAAAUCGAUUGUGGGAUUGCACAACAGCAGAAGAUGAAAAGCGUUUAUGAUAGGACGAGAGCUCUAUUGUUCAGUGGUUCGAAGCGAAGUUUUGAUGUUCCACGAGAUGCUAAUUGUAAUGAAAUCUAUCCCACAGUAACAGCCUCUAGCGAUGAGGUUAACAUGGAGGACUGCCACGAACGACAAAUGUUGAUCACAAAUACAGGGCAACUUACAAAUCCGGAACAAAAUGAUAAACCUGCAAAUGCAUUUCAAGCAUUAAUGAUGGCAAGAAAUUCAAAUGUAGUAAAUGGUUGUCAGUGUUGUAAAGGGCAGGCAGCUUCCCAGGACAGAUGUGGAUUCUGUGAGAAAUCUAUAUGUUACGACUGUGUACGGUCUUGUACAGCCUGUGAUGGUCACUUCUGUCAGCUUUGUUCUGUAAUGAGUUAUGAAGAUAAGAGUGAGUGCUCUUUCUGUCUGCAGUGUGCAUCUUGACUAUAUAUAGAGGGAGAUGUUAGAUUCAGUGAGUGUAACUUCACUGUACAUGUAUCUACUGUUUGUAAUCAGCAGGGACACUGAUGUUUGCUUACAGCAGUGAAGACAGUAAAAUUAUAUGAAUUUUUAUAGUGCUUAUUGUGUGCAAAGUUCCAUGUUAUACCAUGUGACAAAGAAAUUUUACAUGUUUAUAUUUGUGAAAAAUAUGACAAUUAGAACAUACAAUAGACAUUUGUGUCUGUUCCCGCUAAAGUGAAAGCUACUCUACUUGCUCGGGCAUGAGCAUUGCGACCUGUGUCACAUCUUGGUUAAAGUUUUCCCAGUCAUCGGACCUUCUGAAAUAAUGAGGCUGAAUAUCAUUUUAAUUGAAUUUAAUGUAAAUUUUGGCCCUUUUUUUUUUCAAUUAAAGACUUUGUUAAAGUUUUGCUUGUAAUUAAGUCAGAAACAACUGUAUGUACUGGAUUGAAAUUAUACACAAUGUAUCCCACUCGUCAAUGAAAUGUAUAAGAAGAUCUUUGGAAGCAUAGAAUGCAACCAAGCAAAAUAAUAGCAAACUCGGUUUGAUUGAACCUGUUCAUGAGAGAUAAUGGAAAGUGCAACACCCCAUAUGUCUCUUAGCACCAACUUAAGCAGAAUUCUAUUUGAUAGGUAUUGAAUGGAUAUGAUGGACCAUGAUCCCAAAGGACCAGAAAUCAUAACAACACUGAAUCCAAGUGGAGACUUUACGGCCACUUCACAGCAUUUUAAGGUUGCUGUUGUGACAGUUAAUAAAACUUACUAAGAUAACCAAGUUAUAUAACACUUGGUUAACGAGGCCCAUUUUUAACUAGUAAAUCCAGUUAAAGUUGCAUUCCACUAUGUAGCUGUAUCUCGGAAACAAAUGCUUGCAUUAAAUUGAAACCUCACACAAGGCAAUUUAUCAAACCUACUGAGUUGUUAAGUUCAACUUUUGAUGCAAAUUAUGUCCCCUUUUUUAGCUCUCCUGAACUUUAUUGAUGGUGAGCUAUUAAUGAAGGUGGAUAGUCUUGUGUAUUGCGUCCUGCAUCAACAUGGAUCUUCAUCAAACUUAGUCUGUAAUAUCAUUGUAAGGUCCUCUCCCAGAUUGUUUCAAAUGGGGCGCUUGGGCCUUUUUAGGGGCCACUAGAGUUUAAAUAGAAAUAACUUUGAAAAAUUUCUACUGAUGGUUAUACGUUUGUGGUGCUUGACAGCAAAUACAGAGAAAAUUUCAAUAUCUUUUGUUUUAUUGAACAGUUUAAAAGUAUUUUCACCAAACCUAGUUACAGAUGGUUAACGUUUUCUUCAGGUGAGCGAUUCUUGUUCUAAGAAAAAUUUGGUGAAUGUUUAGCAAUGCUUUCUUUUAUGCAGAUGUACCUACAUAUCCAAGUUGGAGAACUCUAUAUUCAAAUCAGUUCAGUUUAUGGCCUUUUCUUUAGAAUUUCAUAGCCCUUGUUUGACUUAGAAAUUUCGAAUAGUCGAGUGCACUGUCUGAUGGACAGCUGUUCUUAUGUUAUAACCAUGUUUCACAUGUAGUCAACUUCACAAAAGUAUAGGAUCAUUUGAGCCGUGCCACGAGAAAACCAAUAUAGUGGGUUUGCGACCAGCAUGGAUCCAGACCAGCCUGCGCAUCCGCGCAGUCUGGUCAGGAUCCAUGCUGUUCGCUAUCAAUACCUAUUGGAAUUAGAGAAACCAUUUACGAACAGCAAGGAUCCUGACCAGACAGCGCAGAUGCUCAGGCUGGUCUGGAUCUAUGCUGGUCGCAAAGCCAAUAUGUUGGUUUUCUCAUGGCGCGAAUCAUUUCAUGAAAGUUACUAGUGGAAAGAAUGUGCUUCUUCCUUGAAAUAAUUUGUUAUUUCUGACUGCGUACAAUAUUUGAGCUUAAAAGCAAAGUAGAGAAAACUUAUUUUUUUUUACUGUUUAAAUUUUUAUUGCAAAAUAACAUUUAUUGUAAAACCAUUUUAUUUAGUUUGAUCACAGAUCUCGACAUGUUGAUACUUACAGUAAUAUAAUUGUUAAUUCCUGUAUACAGAUACAUUGUGAAAAAUGAAUAAACAUUGGCAGCUUCUUUCAACAAAUUCAGGGUUAAUGCAUUCUUCAUCAUUGAAAUCAGUUUUGUCAUAUUUCCAAUGAAUUUGUAUAGUAUGUAAAGAAUUUAUCGGUACACUAUAUUGUAAGUUUUUGGUAACAGUGAUGUUAAGCUUGAGUAUACAAAGUAUAGUGAGAGCUAUACUACUUGCCCUGGCAUUAGCAUCAACCGCCACACAUAGGUAAAAGCUUUGAUUUUUAGCCCACCAUCAUCAGAUGGUGGGCUAUUCAAAUCACUCUGCGUCCGUGGUCCGGCGUCCUUCCGUCCGUCCGUCCGUCCGUCCUUCCGUUAACAAUUUCUCAUUAUCGCAUCUCCUCAGAAACUACCAGGGGGAUUUUGACCAAACUUUGUCAGAAUGAUGUAUUGGUACCCUAGUUGUGUCCCCUUGAAAAUCAGACUGAUUCAACAAAUUUUAAGUAAGUUAUGGCCCUUUGUUUAUUUCUAUAAUUUACAUAGAUUUAUAUAGGGAAAAACUUUGAAAAUCUUCUUGCCCAAAACCACAGAGCCUAGGGCUUUGAUAUUUGGUAUGAAGCAUCAUCUAGUGGUCCUCUACCAAGAUGAUUGACAUUAUUUUCCUGGGGUCUAAUAUGGCCCCGCCCCAGGGGGUCACAUGGUUUAUAUAGACUUAUAUAGGGAAAAACUUUGAAAAACCUCUUGUCCAAAACCACAGGGCCUAGGGCUUUGAUAUUUUGUAUGUGACAUCAUCUAGUGGUCUUCUACUAAGAUUGUUCAAAUUAUACCCCUAGGGUCAAAUAUGGCCCCGCCCCAGGGGUCACAUGGUUUACAUAGACUUAUAUAGGGAAAAACUUUGAAAAUCUUCUUGUCCAAACCACAUAGCCUAUGGCUUUGAUAUUGUAAUGUAGCAUCACCUGGUGGUUCUCUACCAAGUUUGUUAAAAUUAUCCCCCUAGGGUCAAAUAUGGCCCCGCCCUGGGGUCACAUGGUUCAUAUAGACUUAUAUAGGGAAAAGCUUUUAAAAACUUCUUGUCAAUAACCUACAACAUUCAAAUUUGGACCACAUGUAUGGUUUUGAGUGGCAAGAUGAACCUUGACAUGAGUUGACCUUGAUUUUGACCUAGUGACCUUCUUUCACAUUUCUGUAGCUACAACCUUCAAAUUUGGACCACAUGCAUAGUUUUGUGCACUGAAAUAAACUUUGACCUUGACAAUGACCUAGUGACCUACUUUCACAUUUUUCAAGGUACAGGCUUCAAAUUUGGACCACAUGCAUAAUUUCGUGUUCCGAAAUGAAAUUUGACCUUGAUUUCGACCCAGUGACCUACUUUCACAUUUCUCAAGCUACAGUCUUCAAAUUUGGACCACGUGCAUGGUUUUAUGUACCGAAACAAACUUUAACCUUUACAUUGACCUAGUGACCUACUUUCACAUUUUUGAAGGUACAGGCUUCAAAUUUGGACCACAUGCAUAGUUCUGUAUUCCAAAAUAAAAUUUGACCUUGAUUUUGACCUAGUGACCUACUUCCACAUUUCUCAAGCUACAGCUUUCAAAUUUGGACCACUUGCGUAGUUUUGUGUACCGAAAUGAACUUUGACCUUAAGAUUGACCUAGUGACCUACUUUCACAUUUCUGUAGCUACAGGCUUAUAAUUUAGACCACAUGCAUGGUUUUGUGUACCAAAACAAACUUCGACCUUUACAUUGACCUAGUGACCUACUUUCACAUUUCUCAAGCUACAGCCUUCAAAUUUGGACCUCUUGGUAGUUUUGUGUACCGAAAUGAACUUUGACCUUAAGAUUGACCUAGUGACCUACUUUCACAUUUCUGUAGCUACAGGCUUCAAAUUUAGACCACAUGAAUAGGAUUGUGUACCGAAACAAACUUUGACCUUGACAUUGACCUAGUGACCUACUUUCACAUUUUUGAAGGUACAGGCUUCAAUUUUGGACUACAUGCAUUGAUUUGUUUCUGAAGUGAAAUUUGACCUUGAUUUUGACUUAGUGACCUACUUUCACAUUUCUCAAGCUACAGCCUUCAAAUUUGGACCACUUGCAUAGUUUUGUGUACCGAAUUAAACUUUGACCUUAAGAUUGAUCUAGUGACCUACUUUCACAUUUCUCAAGCUACAGCUUUCGAAUUUGGACCACAUGCACAGUGUUGUGUACAGAAAUGAAAUUUGACCUUGAGCUAGUCAGUAAGUCUUGAAAUUUGGAACACUCAAAAAUGGCACAUUGGUGGGCGCCAAGAUCACUCUGUGAUCUCUUGUUCACUUUAUCUCUGUUAUUGCUAGAUGGAUUUGCAUCAGACUUAAAAUAGUUAUUUCUCAUCUUCACCCACAUCAUAGGACACUAAGUCCAUAACUUUUUGCACCAAUAUUUUGUGAAUUAGCCCCCUUUAACUUAGAAUUUCAAGUUAAAGUAUUGAUGCAAUUUCACGCUGUUUUUACUUUUAUUGAGUCGGCUAAACGCUUUCAAGCGUUUGACGAGUCCUUGCUAUCGCCUGAUUUCUCAUUCUUAAAUGGCCUCACAACACAGCGAAGUGAUGUAGUUCCAUUAGAUUGUCUCUAAUUUCAAAGAGUUCAUUGAUCGAAUGAAGUUCAUUUAUGUCAAUCCUAUUUGCUAUGACCAAUAUACGAUGUAAUCUGUCAUAUUUAUGACUUGUAAUUGUGCAAUACUCAAAUAAAGCCACGUAUUUUCUUCCGCGGUAGCUCAUUAAGCAUAAACACGCAUAACGAUUCUGCGGGAUUUGGUAAUACAAUUGCGCAUAUGAUUAUGGUGACGAAUUUUAUGCCCUUUUGUCACAAAAUAGCAAAUAUGAUGUUCACAAAUUCAAAUAAAAACUGCAUAUUAACUUAUUAGCCAAAUUAUCCAUUUGUUACCCUGUCCGUUUCAAAAAAUAAUCUUUAAAAUCAUUGCGCAAAUAACAAAUUUAUUGCGCUGUGCAUUUUAUGAAAUGCUCUGGCUUACCAAGCUUGCGAAACAUCCAGCGAAAGACAAAAUAUAGUUCCAGAACAUACUGCUAGUAUUUUAUUGAGUGGAUACCUCUGAAAUCAUUGGAAUGUCUCUUAUCAAAGAGUUUACCACAUCGAUGAAAUUAAAUUAUGACAGCUUCAUUUUAAAUGACCCGAAUAAGAUAUGUGCAGUACGUUAAUUCUUCCGCGAGACUUCGCGGAUGAAUCCUAACUACAUUCUGGACACUUGUCGGCGAACACGCGUGACCUGUUUAUAACAACGCUUCUACGACUUUGCGUGGGUUGAAUUUUGCAGUUAGUAAACGGAUAAAUUAUCAGAAGAAGAAGCUCUUACUGGUUUGUUUAAUUACUACUGAUAUGAAAAAUGAUUUUAUUUCUUAUUUUCCGAGAAAUAAACAAAUCGGCGAAACAUUAAAUUGUAUUUUCUUGUAGUUUUUGAAAUCGAAAGUAGAUUGUCUAUGUUUGGCUGAUUUUUCUAAAUAUUUGACGAAACGAAACAACUUUUUUAUGAAAAGAUUUAAAUAAGAGGUAAUUUAACCGUAAACUUCAAUGUCAGAUACUGCCAAUUGCUGCUAAAUGUCUUCGUAUCAUCACAAUUUGUAAAACAUAUUGUUGAAACUGGAGAAAAGUGUAACCGUAUCCGGAUAUAAUAUUUUGGGUAAAUAUCGAGCUGUGUUAUGAAAUUUUAACAUUCAAGUAACAGACAUGAUAGAUAUUAUUGUAACAGAAAUGACUCUAGAAUUUAUUUUUAUAACACCAACAUAUAAUCUAUAUCAGACUCAUAUUCUAGUCCUGAGGCAUGAUCUGAAAGUAAAAAGAUGAAGUGACAGUCAUACUUUGGAUAUUGUAAUACUAGAAAAAAAUCUAGGUAAUAUUCAGAAAUUGAAACGUAAGAUUUUCAGUUAAAAUCGCACCAAAGGCUGUAUCAAAGGUCUACAUAUUCAAAAAUUCAUUGUGGUGAUACCCCAAACCCUACUUGCAGGAGGGUGUAUCCCCCCACACCCUUCCCCCAUAUUGCCACUUUACAGUUUGAUACAUUUGCCCUUUUACCACCUGCUGCAAUGCCCAUUUCAAAAUCUGACUGCAAUUUAAAGCAACAUUUUUAUUUCUGCGAACCACUCUUCAAUUUUAGAGAAAUAUAUUGCCAAUGGGUUUAAAUACUUGUAUAAUGUCAAUCAAAGUUUUACUAGGCAUCGACCGAAUGUUCAUUUCAUUUAUUGUAACAAAAUUUCUCUUUAGUUGGGGAAAAAAACUAGAAACAAACUGAAACUGGUAGACUAUACUGUCAGUACAUCAAUCAUUAGCUGACUCAGGCCCUUCAGCCUUCGAUUUGAUUCAAACUUGAAACAGUUGUUCCAUAUCAUCACUGGCAUAUGACACUAGACCUAUAACUCUGGCAGUAAGUCCCCUUUUAUCUCCUUGAGUGAGAUAUUGUGGUCACUAACAGUUCAUCUACAGUCAGUCCAUCCACACUUUUCUUCAAAGUCCUCUGAAACCAUUUGAUGGAAGUUGAAGAAACUUGGCCUGGAUGUUCCUUGCAUGGUUGUCUACUGAAGUUGUUAAAAACAUUCCAAUCUACACAGAAUUCUGGUUGCUAUGGCAACCAAAAGGAAAAACUGCAAUAAUCUUCUCCAAAACCUCAAGGCCCAGAGCUUAGAUAUUGGCAUAUAGCAUUGUUCUGUUGUCCUCUACUAAAGUUGUUUAAAUUAUGCCUGUGGGGACAAAAUUGGCCCUGCACCAGGGUUCGCUUGUUUUACAUAGACUUGCAUAAGAAAAUUUCAAAAAUCUAUUUUUGAAACAGUAAGACCAAGAGCUGAAAUAAGUAACUUGUAGCAUUGUGUAGUUGUCCUCUGCUAUGGGUUGUUCAAAUCAUACUGCAGGUUAAAAUUGGGCCCUCCACAGGGUUCACAUGUUUUACUUAUCUUGAAACAGUCUUCUUCUCUAAAGCGUGAAGGCAUGGAGCUUAGAUAUUUGGCUGUAAACAUUAUGUUGUGGUCCUCAACCAAGUUUGUUCAAAUCCUGCCUGUGGAAUCAUAUUAGCCCAACCCAUGGGUUUACAUGUUUUAGCAUAUAGCAUUGUUUUGCAGAUGACAGUCGGUAGGUAUGUUGGUCGGUCCAUGGACCAAUCAGUUUCUGGAUGAUAACUCAAGAGCACUUGGGCCUAGGAUCAUGAAAGUUGAUGGGGAGGUUGUUCAUGACCAGCAGAUGACCCCUAUUGACUUUGAGGUCAGUAGGUCAAAGGCUGAGGUCACAGCGACCUGGAACAGUUAAGCAGUUUCUAGACGAUAACUUGAGAACACUUUGGCCUAGGAUCACGAAGCUUGAUAGGGAGGUUGAUCAUGACCAGCAGAUGACCUCUAUUGAUUUUGAGUUCAGUAGGUCAAUGGUCAAGGUCACAGUGACCUGGAACAUUUAAAUUGUUUCCAGAUGAUAACUUGAGAAUGCUUAGGCCUAAUGGGACAAAACUAAAUAUGGAGGUUGAUCAUGGCCAGCAGAUGACCCUAUUGAUUUUGAGGUCAAAGGUCAAGGUCACAUUGACCCAGAACAACAGAAUAAACUAGAGAUGGCUUUGGUCUAAGAUCACAUUUGGUACAGAGUUUACUUAUGACUGGUAAAUAACACAUGAUUAUUGACUUUUUUCUGCACAAGUUCUGUGUUUUCAAGGUUUGCAAGUUGUCCAGUAUUUGAAAUUGUAUUAAGGAGAAAGCUUGCAAUAGGUACUGUAAGCUAUGUGCUGUAAAUGUUAUGUUGGUAUAUUUUCUCAUAUUAAGUUUUCAUUACCUGUACAUACAGCACAAAUUCAUGUAUACAUAUAGCUCAUGUUGAGUUUGUUGUAGAUUCUAUUAUUCAUUUGUACAUACUGUAAAACGUUUCAAAAUUUGUAAAUGUAAUGACAGGUAUUUUGAUAGAUAUACAUUUCUAUAACUAGUGAUGUUUUGAUCGUUGUUAGAAAAUGAAAUAAAAUAAUUUAGCAGAGAUA